CAACAAACAAAUUAAGGGAAGUACUAUGGCACACAAUACAUCCUCUGAUUCUGAUGAUGAAAUUGCCAAAUCACGACCAAUGAUAUUUUCACAUGAAAAGCCAAUUCAUGAAAUUCUUGGUGGAGGAAAAGUGGCUGAUUUGCUAUUAUGGAGGGACAGAAAUGUAUCAGCUGCAAUUUUGCUUGGGAUAUCAACAAUUUGGUUUCUAUUUGAGGUUGUUGAGUACAAUUUAGUGACAUUUCUUUGUCACACUUCCAUUACCACAAUGCUAGCAAUCUACUUAUGGUCUACACUUGCAGAUAUCUUGAAAUGGAAUGGACCUCAAUUUCUUGAAUCUAUUUUAGAGGAAUCAUUGUUCAAAGAUCUUGCAUUCAUCAUCCACAGAAGAUUGAACCAGUUACUAAGAAUAUUCCUGCACAUAUCAUGUGGAACAGACCUACCACUAUUUCUUCUGGUCAUUGUUUCCCUCUAUAUAUUGUCAGUGAUUGGAACCUUCUUCGACUUUAUCAAUCUACUAUAUAUUGGUUUUCUUUGUAUACAAACACUGCCAAUUGUGUAUGAUCGAUAUGAGGAAGAAAUUAACAAUCUGGGUGGACAUAUGAUAGUAGAUUUGAGGAGAAAAUAUAGAUGGUUUAAGAAGAGAUAUCUCAACAAAAUUCCCCGAGGACCAUUGAAGGAAAAGAAGAUCACAUAGACAAUUAUUUUGAAAUCGAAUCACUUGCCUAAGGAAAAAGCAGACCAUCUAAUGUAAACAUGUAAAUGUUGUAUAUAGUGCUGUAAUAAAAAAUAAAUAAAAAAAGGAAAAUGCUAAUUAUAUGCCUCGAAUCAAUUACUUGUUUUUAUUUAUUAAAUUAAAAUUUUCAGUCAA
Molecule: messenger RNA, 868 nt
Organism: Trifolium pratense (red clover)
Lineage: Eukaryota; Viridiplantae; Streptophyta; Magnoliopsida; Fabales; Fabaceae
Product: reticulon-like protein B9
Exons: 5
Coding region: 26-694 (222 amino acids)
Source: RefSeq, a predicted model, not a curated record